CUUUGCAGCUUCAGAAGCUAGAGCCCCUGCGCUCACGUGUCCCCGGAACCAGCAACCGGUUCUGUUCAGAAACUUUCCGGAUCCCUGACGGCCCAGCAAAGAUGUUCCGGCUGUGGCUCCAGGCGGCGGGGCUCCUGUGGCUGUGCGGCGGCUCUGCGGGCGGCUCUGGGCGGCUGUACUCGGAGGAGGACCCGCUGGUGAUCCUGGGCAGCAGCAGCCUGAAGCCCACCGUCACCAACUCCUCCUCGGCCUGGCUGGUCCAGUUCUACUCCUCCUGGUGCGGACAUUGCAUCCAGUACUCCAGCACAUGGAAGGCUCUGGCUCAGGACGUGAAAGGUACCGGUCCACACUGCCCGGUUCGGGCUCGGUCUGCUGUUCCGUUGGGAGCAGCUGCACCAGACUCCAUUCAGAAUUUGGCUCUGGACAAACUCGACAAAGAGGUUCUGUUGAACCCGUCCAAUUGGGUCAGUGGUCCUGUGGGCUCUUCCCACAACCUGGUAAAGGAGGGAAUCACCAUGGAAACCACUUUGUUGCUGAGGUCCGGUUGGUCGGCUUCUUGUUGUCAGAACCGGUUCUGUGUCCCUGCAGGAGCUGACCGGGAGGUCCGGUCCGUCCGGCAGCUGAUGGUCAACAUCCUGCAGAACCACAGCAGAACGGACCGACCCCAGAGCUGCCCUCCGCUGGAGCCCUACAGCGCUGCUCAGCUGCUGCCCCUGCUGGGUCAAAGGUCGGACCACUACACUGCCAUCAUCGUGGAGGAGGCGGGGUCGUUCGUUGGCCGGGAGGUGAUCCUGGACUUGUUACAGUUCUCAGACGUUGAAGUGAGAAGAGCUCUGACCUCUGACCUCCCCCUGCUGGAUGUCCUGAACAUGGCCGCCUUCCCCUCCGUUUACCUGCUGCACCCCAACGGCUCGCACGCCCCUCUGCACAGCGAGAAGCCGCUCCGGUUCUUCUUCUCCUCCCUGCUGCGGAGCCUCCCAGGCGUGCAGCGCCACAGCAGUUCCGAGGCGGCCCAGAUCGGGGCGCUGCAGGACGGACAGACGUCCGAGCCGUGGCGGGACUUUGACAGGUCCCAGGUGUACACGGCCGACCUGGAGUCGGCGCUGCACUACCUGCUGCGGGUGGAGCUGGCCGCCCACGGCACGCUGGAGGGGGCGGAGCUAAAGGUCUUCAAGGACUUUGUUGCUCUGGUUGCCAAGCUCUAUCCAGUCGGAGGCUCCGUGGUGAAGCUCAUGGAGACGCUCUCUGAUUGGCUACUCAGUCUGCCGCUGCAGCAGAUCCCCUACCAGGCCGUCCUGGACCUGGUGGACAACAAGAUGAAGGUGAAUCUCUCUCUCACACACACACUCACACACACACACACACACUCACACACAAAACUCAGUAAAGCGGAUCGGGCCGAGCCCAGAACCCGGCUGGACUCCACCAGCAGCCCUGGAGAGUUCUGGUCCAGGAAUGGUUCUGGAAGCCGCCAUCUUAAUUCCGGCUCCACUCAGGGAAGGAAGCGUUUCAGGCGGCCAUCUUGUUUUCUGGGUUCCAGGGUUUCAUGUUGUUUCCAUCUUUGUUCCUCCUUCAUCUCGCCCUCCUCUUCCUCUCCUCCAGGGUCUCUGAGUGACGACCCGGUCUCCCCCAAAGCGCCGUGGCCAAGCCCCGCCCUCUGCCCCGCCUGCCACGAGGAGAGCAACGGCGUCCACGUCUGGAAUCACGCCAACGUCCUCGCCUUCCUUCGCCGCCACUACGGCGCGUCCAACCUGAACCCCAGUUACUCCCUGACCUCCCCACGCCUCCCUGCCGGCGCCGGUCCGGCUCAGACCAGACGGCCUCAGGAGGAACGCCCGGCUGCUGGAGGGGAGAGGAAAGGAAAGGAUCAGGCGGACCUCCAACCCAUCCAGCCGGGUCCGAGGCGGGUGGAGCAGGCGGUUCUGAUCCGAGGAGAGGGCGGGUUCUGGAUUCUGGGCCUGGGCUUCACCAGCGUGGACAUGAGCCUCUGCGUGGUUCUGUACGGCAGCUCCUGCCUCUUCCUCAUGCUGCUCUUCUUCUUCUUCAAAGUCCGGUCCAGGAGGUGGAAGCUGCGCCACGCUCGACUCCACGUCUGACCUGCAGCCGGUCCAAACCAGAACUCUGACUGGGUCAGAACCGCUGCUUCCUGUCCCUGGUUGACUUUCCUGCACGGUUCUGAAAGGAAGCGUCUCAGACAGAACAGAUCCAUCGAACUGGUCAGCGUUUUUUACCAGAACCGGGUCAGCCCGACCAGGUCAUAUCGGCGCUGGACAGUGAUUUAAGAUGCUCUACCUAUUUCUGUUUUUAUUUAUUUUACACUGUGAAAAGUUUUGGUCAUGAACUGGACUCAAAACCGGGCCAUGAACUGGACUCUGAACCAGGUUUUUUUCAUGGACCAGUGGGUGCGAUGAGAAACCAGUAUCUGAAUCUGAACCAGACUGGAGUUUGAGUUCUCUUUGUGACAAAUGCUGGGCCUGCUGAUGAACAGAACCCUUUGGGACCGGCCCAGAACCCGGCUGCUUGUUUGGACGGGUACCAGUGGAACGGGUGAGGACUGAGGAGUUGGACCUCCAUGAAGAGCUCGGUUUGUAGAACCAGGACUGGAUUGAAGCGUGGUUUCGAUCUGGUCCAGUUAAGACUGGUUCUGAGUCAGGGUCCGAUCACAGCAGGAAAACCAGAAUAUGUGUGUCAGCUGAUGAAGCUGCUUCCAUCUGCUCCGUUCUGACGCCCUCUGGUGGUCAAACAUGAAGCUCUCACAAACUGUUAACGUUAAUAGACUCCCGGUUGAGUGUUUGAUGUUCAACUGAGGUUGAUUUCUGACCUGCUCUCAUCUAGGUGGCGUGUUUGAGUCGGUCAGGUGUUUCUGCAGUGUUUUACUCAUUGAUGUUUCUCUGUGACUCCCUCUGGUGUUUCCUGCUGUGAAUCUGUUUCAAUCAGAUUGUGUUUUUCUGAUUAUUUGUAAUCUUUGUUGAUGUGUGAAUAAAUCUUGUUGCUGCAGCUCUGA
This is a messenger RNA of Poecilia reticulata (guppy), 3004 nucleotides long. Lineage: Eukaryota; Metazoa; Chordata; Actinopteri; Cyprinodontiformes; Poeciliidae. The record is from RefSeq and is a predicted model, not a curated record.